Messenger RNA from Postia placenta MAD-698-R-SB12, 873 nucleotides. RefSeq lists its product as hypothetical. The record is from RefSeq and is a predicted model, not a curated record. The transcript has 6 exons. The annotation marks the transcript as partial. NCBI's taxonomy places the organism in Eukaryota, Fungi, Basidiomycota, Agaricomycetes, Polyporales, Adustoporiaceae.
AUGCACCAGCAACUUGGCGCGAAGUGUGGUGACUGGGCAGAGGCUCGUGCGUGCAAGAUGGCGUCUGCUGGUGGCGGGAUGACGGCGGGCAUGGAGAAAGCAACGGGCAGGGGAGCGGGAGCAUUAGUGGACAAGACUCUCUCGCAACUCACCUGGCACGCAUUCGCACCCGGCGUCAAGGCACGGCACAACAAGCCGCCAGAGAUCUCGAUCACGCGAUCGCAGCGCUUCACGCAGAUCUGUGUCCAUCACGCCCAAAAGCUCGAGGAGCUCCGCCUUCUUGAAGAUGCCCGCAGUAAGCCUCCCCGCUCGGCUGUGAAGUCGCUGCAAGAGGAGCUCGACCACGGCUUCGCCUUCAGCAAAGCCACCAAGGAAGACUUUGAGACAUCCACACCGUACCGGAAGCCUCCGCUACCGCCCGUUCACCCGUCGUCAAGUGCAAGCAAGGCCUCGCGUGCGAAGCAUACCGUUACUUUCGCACCAGAGGUCCCGGAGCGGCGGUCGCCCCGCAAACCUGUCGAUGUGCGCAUGAGCAUGGAUGCCAGGGAAGAUAUCGCGCCGGAGGCGAAUAAAGUCCCAGCUCCGCGGAGCCCGAUCCUCAAGAAGCCCACUCCGAUCAAAAAGCUGCCCAGCGACACGGUAUUCAUGACCGCCGACAGCGGUCGAACGAAUAAAUACGAUACGAAGGACAAGGCCGUCGGCGUGCAAGAGAUCGUCGAUGUCCUCCAAGAUCUGCAAGAGGCCGUCAUGCAGAAGAUCGCCAGACGCUUCGAAGGCGUGCGAGACGACGUGCGCGCGGGGCGCGAGGCCAUCCUCGCCGAGGCCGCAGCCGACCUGCUCGAGCUGCGCACCGAGAGGCGAGUGCAUCUCCCC